CCUCAACUCCAUCUUGUCCUACCCGCUCACUUUCUCCCUCGCUUGAUGCAGCUUCCACACACCUGCACUGCUCUUGUUGGUGUCUAAGAACUGGUGAGACACAAAAACAAAGGGGCAAUGCGCUGACACUUACCCCAUCUCGCUGGUCUCCUCCACCUCUCUGGAUUUCUCCUGCUCCUCCUCGUCCCUCUGUAAGGAAAAGGAAUAUCUGUGAGUGUGAACACAGCUGCUGAGACCACGGAAUACAGUUUCAUUCUGGAUCUGCUGUCAAUUAUCCAAUAAUGACCGGGAUCCGUCGAGCUGCCUCGGCUGCACAGGGCACCCCAGCCACACCAAGUGGCUUGCCCAAAGUAACAACUAUCCCAGGCCCAACACAGUCCGGAGGCCACAGUCCGAACAAGUUCAUGAGUGAACUACGCAGCAUCCACAUGCCCUCAUGGGCUGUUGCUGCCCUGUGUAUCGUGACUUUGUGCAUAGUGCUGUCGUGUGCUGUGUGUGUUUGGAAGAAGUGCUUGAAAAAGAAGGACAAGGACAAAGAAAAGAACAAGAAUGGAAAAGAGAAAAGCAAGGGAGGCUUUGACACUGAAAUGGAUGGAGGUUACAACGAGCCUCUGAAGGAUGAAGGCAACAAAGAAACAGAGAUGUCAGAUAAUGAUCACAAGGAAAAGGAGAAGCUGGGCAAUCUACAUUUCACAUUAGACUACAACUUCACAGAUAAUACGCUGGUAGUGGGCAUCGUGCAGGCUGCAGAACUGCCAGCCAUGGAUGUGGGUGGUAGUUCUGACCCUUAUGUUAAACUCUAUCUGCUGCCGGACAAAAAGAAAAAGUUUGAAACCAAAGUUCAUAGGAAGACCCUCGAACCCAACUUCAACGAAACUUUCACAUUUAAGGUACCAUACACUGACCUGGGCGGGAAGACACUAGUGAUGACAGUGUACGACUUUGACCGUUUCUCAAAGCACGAUGCCAUAGGAGCUGUGAAAAUACCAAUGAGCAGUAUGGACUUCAGCCAGUCUCUGCAGGAGUGGAGGGACCUGCAGAAGGCAGAGAAGGAGGAGAGUGAGCGGCUUGGAGACAUAUGUUUGUCCUUGAGGUAUGUGCCUACUGCGGGGAAACUGACAGUGGUGAUUCUGGAGGCCAAAAACCUAAAGAAAAUGGAUGUGGGUGGAUUAUCAGACCCUUAUGUGAAGAUCCACUUAAUGCAGAAUGGGAAACGACUCAAGAAAAAGAAAACAACGAUAAAGAAGAACACUUUGAACCCGUACUACAACGAGUCUUUCAGCUUUGAAGUGCCAUGUGAACAGAUAGAGAAGGUUCAGAUAGCAGUGACUGUGUUGGACUACGAUAAGAUCGGGAAGAAUGACGCCAUCGGGAAAGUGUUGCUAGGCGAUAACGGCACUGGGACUAAGCAAUGCCAUUGGUCAGACAUGCUGGCUAACCCUCGGCGACCAAUAGCUCAGUGGCACAGCAUCCAACCAGAGGAUGAAGUCAACGCACAAAUUUCCAACAAGAAAUGAAACUGUGAUGCCAGUGAGCUAUGAAAUCUUGCAGCAUUAUCUCAGCUACUUCAAAUUUAUGUUUCUACAUCUGCCUUUAUUCCCCUUAAAAAAGUCUAAGCUGCCUAACUAAAUGAAUGUAUACUCUGUUUUGCCCUUGAUACUAUCAGAGACACUAUUAUGUACUUGAAUCCUUCCUUCAGUAAUUCCCUACUGUUUCUGCUACAAAGAACUUUAAACAAAGAUGUAUCACCAUGUACAGUGCUAUU
Scophthalmus maximus (turbot) is the source of this 1765-nucleotide messenger RNA. RefSeq names its product synaptotagmin Ib (gene syt1b). Gene Ontology annotation, molecular function: calcium ion binding; syntaxin binding; calcium-dependent phospholipid binding. The transcript is spliced from 9 exons. Gene Ontology annotation, biological process: regulation of calcium ion-dependent exocytosis; calcium ion-regulated exocytosis of neurotransmitter; regulation of dopamine secretion. NCBI's taxonomy places the organism in Eukaryota, Metazoa, Chordata, Actinopteri, Pleuronectiformes, Scophthalmidae. The record is from RefSeq and is a predicted model, not a curated record. Gene Ontology annotation, cellular component: dense core granule; synaptic vesicle membrane; axon. Bases 282 to 1517 code for a protein of 411 amino acids.